UUAGUUUUAGAAUAGUAAAGACAUGCAUUUACCUUUAGGUUGUUUAGUUUUUUUCUUUAUUUUACAAAACUCAUACUGUGAGGAAUUGCCUGUGAAAUAUGUGAGUUUAAGAACAGUCGACAGUUUAGGAAGAACAAUUCCAAGACUCAGUCAGCAAAAUUUACGAAAUUAUAAUGGACCAAUAAUCCUUAAAAGAGAUAUUCCCAAUAAUGUCAUAUUGAUCCAAAGUGACUUCAAACAAAUGCCAUCAAUAAAAACUGCAAGGCUCGAUGAAUUCUACAGCACAAAGGAAUUUAAUGAUUUAUUAAAGGAAUUUAAAUUGAAUAUCGAUAAAAAUAAGCUGCCAGACAUAAAAGAUGUUGCAUCAUUUCUUGGCACAACUAAUAGUGAGGAUACAUAUAAGGAAAUUCGUGACUUUGCUAGUACAGAGGAUGGAUUGGACAUAAUAAAAAGUUAUUUUCAACAAAACUCAGCAAGUGAUAGAAUGGAUGAUAUUUUCAAUAUUUUCAAUACUCAGCCAAAGGCAAGCAUGUUUCAUUCAGAUUCAGAUUAUAGAGCCAAUGGUGAAAAUAAUGAAAAUAGUUCGUGGUGGGAUAAAUUGAUUAAAUGGUUUGGACUUAGUCAAUCAACAAAAAUUGAUUCUGCGAAAAAUGAUGUGGAAAUCUUUUCAUCUAUAGUGCCAUUAUCGAAUUCAGUUCCAAAAAAUGUGAAAUACAUUGGAAGUUUAUUCAAACCUCCACCGAACACUGAAAUUCCAAUUAAUCCCCCAUUUAAAGUAUUUAAUUCCCAUUCAAUUAAUUUAAGUAAUCAACCAUACUCUGUCGAUGUAAAAACGCUUCCAACUAUUCGGAUGACAGAACAUCAAUAUAAUGAAAUGAUGAAAUCUGUUAAUUUAAAUUCACAAAAAUUGGCUAAAAAUGAAGCAAUGAGACGUGUUGGGGAUUCAUCAAAUAAGGAAUUUAUUGAAGAUCAAUUUAAACCUUCCGAUAUCAAAAGAAGCUUCUCGAUACAAUCCGAUCCUAUUCGUCAUACAUCAUACGACCUUCCCACUGGUUCCCAUUAUAAAGCAAAUCCUGAUUAUAUUGAUAAAAUUUCCAAAAUUCUUUCUGAAAAAUAUGAUGACAAACAUGUUGUUUCGGCAGUUUCUGAUCUUACAGUUCAACAGCACUCUCGACUUUAAAUCAAACAUACUGUAAGGAUGCAUACUAUUGGAUAUAAAAAUAUUUUAAUUAAAUGGAGAACUCUACUCGAUGGCAUGUCUUAGCUAGAGGAGAAGGAGAUAUUUUUGGAGUGUCACACAUAAUUAGUGUUCUUCUUUCCCUGACAGUUGGUCGUCAUUUGUGAUAAACCUCUUAACCCGAUUUUUAUUUUAAUUAAUUUAAUUCAGUAAAUUUUAAAAAUUCAUCAUGGAAAAAAUAGUUGCUGAAAAUAUUCAAAAGCCUAAGGUUAUAUCAUCUUUAUGACUUAAGGAUUUGAGUACUGGUGUUAUCUUGACGAUAUGUUGUAGUAGACAAAUAAAGAA
Messenger RNA from Chironomus riparius, 1522 nucleotides. The record is from the annotation of a GenBank genome assembly. NCBI's taxonomy places the organism in Eukaryota, Metazoa, Arthropoda, Insecta, Diptera, Chironomidae.